Molecule: messenger RNA, 597 nt
Organism: Laccaria bicolor S238N-H82
Lineage: Eukaryota; Fungi; Basidiomycota; Agaricomycetes; Agaricales; Hydnangiaceae
Exons: 3
Coding region: 1-597 (198 amino acids)
Source: RefSeq, a predicted model, not a curated record
AUGGCUGAUUUUGCCCUCGCUCGUGGUGCAAAGCCAAGAAUCCCAUUUUUAAUCAAAACAAUCCUGGGCUCAGCAAUCGCUAUUGCUUUGGCAUUGGGAUUAUCUGGCCCGAUUGUAUCGCCUGCUUCGCUUGGCCUACCCCUCUUCGACAAAAACUUUAGUACCACGAAACUUGUGACGACAUACCGGCGUGCUCCUCAGCAUUCGGUUUUCAUGGUCACUCUUCAUGAGUCUCAUUCCGGUCCCACAGUCGAUGCCGAUAGCACGGAAAGCUCUUCUUCUUCUCAAAAAUUAGGCUCCAGUGGUAAUCAAGGCACUUUUGGUGGGGAAAGUGUUUUUUUGUCAAGCGAAGGUCUCCUUUCCGGGGACUCUCGCUCGAGCAGUGGCAACGAGGGUACUAUUCAUCUUCAAAUCACAUUGGUUGCCUGUAGGCUAACGAAGACAUGUCAGAUCCACAGAAGCUGCGUGGUCCUGGUCAGAACUUCUCCUGCGGGUAUAGGUCUUACAACGGACAGCGGUGCGACAGUUGGGCUUGUGACAGGCUCUACCUAUGUCAGCCAGGACAAGGUGUUGAUAGAGGCACAUGCGUCAGUUUAG